AGAAUUAUUUCCGGUAGAAGGAGACAAGGAAAGAGAAUAUGCUUGGUCUCCAUGCUCGUACUUGUUGCAAUCGUUUCCCAUGUUGGCGUCAUCUUUGCACCGACGUUCGCUCUGAUGCCUUUGACAGGGGCGAGUUGUCAAUCACGAACCACGAAAAAAUUCUGCAAAAGCCAAGAUGAGGAGAAUGACGGYGAUUGUGGCGCACCCGAGAACGAAAGCGAUCCCAGGAGCGAGUCGAAUUUUAUCGAUGGCUCUGGCACGGAGCUGAACAUGAAUGAAUUCCAACAACGGAAACGGAAGCUUGCGCUCCGGAGUCGUCAGCAACGUUGGCACCAACCRCCGAAUCCCUUUCUCGAGGAUCCCAUAGAAUUUGUGCAAGCUAUUUUGGGAACWUUUCAGCAAACCAAUCGAAAUAACAACGACAGCGCCGCUCUCUGCUUGCUCAGAUCCUCGACGCCGUCGUGGAGAAGGCUCUUGCUGAAAUCCGUCGGUGCACCACCAGAUGCCACGAUCGACCAAGUAGCUCCCACGCUCCAAAAUGCGCUGGAACGAUCGAACAACCAAUUUGCCAUCCUUACGAAGAAAAUCCAAGAGGAAAUAGAAUUCGAAGGCGAUGACGARGAUCCGAGCCUGAGGAUAGCCUCGAUUCAGAAGUGCUGGAACUUCCCCACGGAUCCARUUAUUUUCGAAGGCGACGAUGACAACGAGGACGAUAUAGAAGGCAAUGGAAGGAUCGUCGUUGACAAAUGUUGGAUAGAAAGUCGUCUUCGUUCGCCGAAAGAGGACGAAUUGUUGGCCGUUGUUGGGUGGUCUCUACAACGGCGACGGCCCAGAUUACAGGAACGUCAACCCGACCAGCACAUCGAUGAUGUCCAUGUCGAUUCAAAUGAAUUAAUAAAUUGUUGGUUGUUAGAUGGAGUAGACUGGCAAGACUUCCGGGAGGACUUUCGACCAGGUAUUGGGCGAGAAGAAUGGGAGAGGAUUUGUGGGUGAAAGUGACAAAUAUGUGGCUCUAUAAAAAGCGUUAAGAGGA
Pseudo-nitzschia multistriata is the source of this 1033-nucleotide messenger RNA. Lineage: Eukaryota; Bacillariophyta; Bacillariophyceae; Bacillariales; Bacillariaceae. The record is from the annotation of a GenBank genome assembly.